AUGUCUCACUCACCGUUAUUUCGCACCCGAUUCAAGUCUUCGGUUUCCUCCUCAAGGAUGGCUUCGAAGGAAGCUUUAAAAGUCAGAGAGCGGCUUUCCCAACUCACCCAGGGUCGUAUAAUAUCCGUAGACGACCACCAAUUCUGGGACCCAAUAUGGACCACGAAGCUCUCUUCCUCCGAGUUAUUCGAACUCAUCUCGCCUCACGAGCUCGAUGUGAUCAGGACUCAAAACCAUACCAAUUACAACACCCUAGUGACCAAAGUUGCCAAGCAAAUCGUCCGCUUUGGUGAAAAUGGCAACAAAACCACCCUAAUAGCCUGUGUUCGCAUAUUAACCAAAAUCAUACCUCCUCUUUAUCACAAACAAGGGUAUGGAGAAAAUGUCGAAUCACAAAUAUUCUUCGAAACCGAAGCAAAAAACCUCCAAAACACCCUUGGAUACAACCUUAUAACCUCAUUAGUGGACUACCUUUUCCUUCCUGGUUUCACCCUCGAAAAUAAUGCUUCGGAACUAGACCUUUGGGAACCGGGCAUUUGUCGAUCCUUCAAAUAUACCACACCAAAUUUGGUUUUCGAAGCCAAUCGAUACGAAAUCUUGAAGCUCAUACUUACGUUGAGCUCCACCACAUUUUACGGAGACCCCAAGCUGAUGGUUCUGAGAGGUUCCAGAUUCCUUACAGUUCUAGUAACGAGUGUUCAGCGGCCUAAAUUGAUCACUUUAAGCGCUUCGCUUCUCAAUGUCUUCUUACGAUGGACGAAACGGAACUCCGACGAGAGCAUAGUUCUCUACGACAACCCUCUGCUCACAGAACUACAUUAUCUUUACAUCACCACCGCAGCCAAUUUGCUAACGGCUAUGCUCGUAUACCCUCUUCCGAGCAGAACUUAUCUCGAAUUUUUGGGUUUGCCAGAAGAAAAAAAACCUUUAAACACUUGCAGAGCGUUCUUCUCCAAAUACAGCAAUGAGCAGGGCAUAUCGUUCAUGGCUUCGAAUUUGAUAGCCUACCUUCGCAGCAAUAUGCUGCCGAGAGAUCAAGCCGGAAGAGUGGCUUCGCAACCUCAACUUUCAACUUGGACCAAUCAAGCACUGGUGUUGUUAUGGGAACUAACUCAAUGUAACCAACACUUCCGACGCUAUUUGAUAGAGAAAGAGAUAAAGGACCUUUUCAUGAUCUUGUUCUAUAACGUCUUUGCAUUAUCCAACCAUGGUAGUGAGAAAGCUCUGGUCCAAAUAUCUGCAUACUUUCUCCUAUACAUGUCUUCAAAAAAGGAGUUCUUGGUGCCAUUGAUGGAGCCUAUAGAUGCUUCAUUCUAUGAAAGUCUACCAGCCAGCUAUAAACUUGCCAUGAAGCCUCUGACUACACGGGAUUUUCUUGUGCUGCAAAUUUGCAACAAGUUGCUUUCAAACUCAUUAUACGUCACCAAAUCAAAGUCGUUGAUCACCUGCCUCGUCGAGAUCCUAUAUAACCUUACCACUGUCAUAGGAAAGCCAGGAACGUGGGAAACAGACGAUCCUAACAAAAGACUUUCAAAUUAUAAUUCGUAUGGGGGCUUGUCAUAUGGGUCCUCAUUGCUGCUUUGCCAAGUGGUGACAAAGUUUUCUGAAAAGUCGUUUUUAGUUCAGGACUCUGUACACGCUGAUUUACUCGCUAUAGUAUUGCGUGCCAUUUGUACUGCAGCGUUAAAGUAUCCUGUUCCAUCUAGGAUGCUAAUACUUUCCAUCCUAAAGAACGAAAAGUUGUAUGAUCAUGUCUGGAACAUGAUACAAACCAUAGAGAAGUAUGAGCAUGAGACCACAGAUAAAGAGGUAGACUACUUUAACGAGAGCGAAACAGAAAAUCUGCCUUUACAAACUCCGGGAGAUACCUUCAAUUCUAGCCUAUUCAUCGCCAACACCAACGAAGGUGCCAUGCUUGACACUGAGUCAGGUCCAGGUCCAUUGAAUAAAUCUCGAACUAGUCCAGGUGGAUUUGAUGAGGAAUCAAUUUUGGACGCACUUCGUCCUCAGCCUCUUACGGGAAUGUCCAAAAGGGCUCGUGAGAAGCAGCCAAUGGCACGGCCAUUGCAUCGCACCUGGGCAGGUAAUGAUCCUUUGCAUAUAAUUUUGACGGUUCUUAUACCGUAUCUCAAGCUUGAAUUGGCAGAUUUAUGGGAAAAGCAAGGAGAAGAUAGAAAGCUCAACUUGAACAGCUUCACCGUCAUGAAACGAUUAGAAAAAGUGAACUAUGAAACCAUGUUGUCUGCCACCAACAUUUCCUCCGAUUAUCUUCCUCACACUUCUUUACCUAUGCUCGUCUUCGGCUGGAACAAAAUCUCCUUAGCAUGGUACAUCUCCUUGAUUCAAAGCGAGUGUUAUAAUAGCGAAGAGUACGUUCGAAAUUACUUGGGAAAAUUCAGCAAACUUACCAAGAGCAUAGCAUUGUCAUUAACAAGUAUAGGGAGAUUUGCUAGUGGUUUAUCUGGUUUUUCAAAACCAGUAUUACAGCCCAGUGAUUCAGAAGCGGUAAACUUUCAUGUCACCGAUGCCUUAACCACUACCAACCAAUGGGCACGCACAGAUAUCUCUUCCUUUCAAGUUGAACAACCACAGGCUACUGGGCUCUUUGGAGCCAUAGCUGCUAAGGUCGGUUUUGCAUCGUCGCCCCAGGCUAUCCCAGGCUCUCCUGGAACCAACGAUAUGUCCCAUACGCUCGUUCGAAGAAUCAGCGACUUGAGAUUGAGUAACAGUAGUCGAACAAGUAUAUCUUCAAUUGCGUCUGGAUUGAGUACACCUCAAGAAGAGCAGGAUCCGGUCUUUCCAAGAUCACAGUCCAGAAAUUCAGUGUCGUCGUUGCAUUCUUUAAAUACUCUUAAUCGUUCGCGGUCGAACACACCGAGAAACUCCAUUAGCUUAUAA
This is a messenger RNA of Meyerozyma guilliermondii ATCC 6260, 2898 nucleotides long. RefSeq lists its product as uncharacterized. Gene Ontology annotation, cellular component: Golgi medial cisterna; Golgi trans cisterna; membrane. The record is from RefSeq and is a predicted model, not a curated record. Bases 1 to 2898 code for a protein of 965 amino acids. The transcript has a single exon. NCBI's taxonomy places the organism in Eukaryota, Fungi, Ascomycota, Pichiomycetes, Serinales, Debaryomycetaceae.